GCAGGCCGAACCCGCCUCUGCAAACUAAAGUCAUGGCUCUGCUUAUGGCUUUGCUCCAGAAGCCUGGGAAUAGAGAGCGAGCGGAGAUGUUGGAAUAUCUGGGGAAGAAGAAUAUGAGGCAGUUCAUCCAUAAGCACAUUAUUCAUGGCUGGUCUGUCCUGGGAGAUGAGAUGAGCCAUUACCUGUAUGUCUUGCAAUGUCUAAGCCUUGGCCUGCUAGAGGAUCGGAUGAAGACCCCAGUGGACCCCAAUGACGCUGGGCAGCGUCAACAGCUCCAGAACCUUCGACUCUCAGCGUUUCCAAAUGAGGGGGAUGAAGAAGGUCACAUGUCCACUGAGAAACGACGUUCACUUUGUGCCAAGGAAUUCCGCAAGCUUGGCUUCACAAACAAUGUCAGCCCGUGGCAAGACCUCGCUCUUACCCCACCAGGACUAUUGGCUCUGGAUAACAUGGUGUAUUUCUCAACACGCUGUCCCAGCGCUUACAGCCGGUUUGUCCUUGAAAACAGCAGCCGGGAGGAUAAGCACGUGUGCCCCUUUGCUCGAAGCAGCAUUCACCUGAGUCUCACCCUGUGUGACAUCCUGCGGGUUGGAGAGACAGUUUCAGAGACCGGCCAAAGCUUCCUGACCCUCUUCUAUGCUCAGGACCACUUCCUGCACGAACUCUUCUCCGUCUGCAUUCAGGUGCUGAAUAAGACAUGGAAGGAGAUGAGAGCCACCCAGGAGGACUUUGAUAAGGUGAUGCAUGUGGUGAAGCAACAGAUUUCUCGCACUCUUGCUCUCGCACCGACAUCAAUGGACGUUUUCCGGACAAAGAUUUCAUCGCUGAAUUAUAGUGAGAUUCUGCGCAGACGCCAAGAGGAGAGACUGAUCCAAGACGAAGCACUUUCCCCACCUGUCAUGGAACUCAGAGCGCAGCUUCAACCAGAGCUCCUGAACCUAAUCAGACAGCAAAGACUCCAUUUCCUGUGUGAGGGCACCAAGUUCAGGAAGGUCAGCACCCGAAGAAGGCAGGAUAAGCUUUGGUUCUGCCGACUCUCCCCAAACCACAAAGUGCUGCACUACGGGGACCUCGAGCACAACACUGACACCCUGCCGAUUGAAACACUUGCCUCAAAAAUUGCAGUUGCAGAUAUAAAAUGUAUGAUGACAGGAAAGGAUUGUCCUCACAUGAAGGAGAAGAGUUCCGGGAAGCAGAAUAAAGAUCUCAUGGAUCAAGCCUUUUCCAUCUGCUAUGAAGUGGACAGUUGUCUGAAUUUCAUUGCACCUUCCUAUAAUGAGUUCUGUCUGUGGCUGGAUGGCCUUUAUGCUCUGUUGGGGAAGGAAAUGCCCAGUGAACGGUGCCGCACAGAUCUAGAUCUACUGCUCAAUACUGAACUUAAACUCCGGUUACUGGACUUGGAGAAUAUUCAAAUUCCAGAACAACCUCCACCGAUUCCACCACGUCCUCAGAAUUAUGACUACUGCUACCACUUUACUUCUGCUGAGGCCUGACAGCCAAUAUA
Molecule: messenger RNA, 1504 nt
Organism: Nanorana parkeri
Lineage: Eukaryota; Metazoa; Chordata; Amphibia; Anura; Dicroglossidae
Product: engulfment and cell motility protein 3-like
Exons: 13
Coding region: 33-1493 (486 amino acids)
Biological process (GO): cell motility; actin filament organization
Source: RefSeq, a predicted model, not a curated record